AUGGGGCCUGGUAAUGCUUAUACUACUAGACAGAAGCUAACAUCUAACAGAAUCUCUGUUUCAGUGUCGAAUGAGCAGUUGAUGGAUCAGCUUAAAAGUACAUGGGAGCUAGAUAACAAUGCGUUAGAGAUAGCAGAAGAUUCUGUGGAAGACAAGAGAGCCAGAGGUAUUUUGGCUAACACAACGACACUACAAGAUAACCACUAUGAGAUGGGACUUCUUUGGAAGUACGAUGACCACAAGCUACCCUGCAAUAAACCAAUGGCAGAAAGUAGGUUGGAAAGUUUAAAGCGAAAACUUGAGAAGAACGACGACUUAAAGAGAAAGUAUGUUGAGACAGUGCAGUCAUACAUAUCAAAAGGACAUGCUGAGCCAGUUCCAGAUAAGAAAGGCGAUGAAGGUAAUAUUUGGUACUUACCCCAUCAUCCGGUGACUCAUCCACGCAAGCCGGACAAAGUGAGGGUCGUCUUUGACUGUGCUGCCAAAUGGAGAGGAGCGUCUUUGAAUGAUAAUUUAUUGAAGGGUCCAGAGUUUACAAGCAGCCUGGUAGAAGUACUUUUGAGGUUUCGACAAGAGCGAGUUGCCUUGGUAGCUGAUGUAGAGUCUAUGUUUCAUCAAGCCCGUGUGCAGCCUUGUGAUAGAGAUGUACUUCGCUUCUUAUGGUGGGAGAAUGGCGACACCAGUAAAUCUCCGAGCGAAUAUCGUAUGACAGUCCACCUCUUCGGCGCUACGUCAUCGCCAUGUUGUGCUGGUUUCGCCUUAAGAAAGACUGCUGACGACAAUGAAAAGGUGCAAGUAGAUGACAUUGGUAAGAGAGCUGUUAAUGUGAUACGAAGUGGGUUUUAUGUAGAUGACUGUUUGACAUCCAUCAGAGAAACUGGUGAGGGUAUUAAAUUGGUUCAACGACUACGAGAUAUCUUGCAACAUGGAGGUUUUCGUCUCACGAAAUGGUUAAGUAACGAUCGCCAAGUACUGAAUUCAAUCCCCGAGUCAGAGAGAUCUCCAUCUGUGAAUUUGAAAUUAGACCAAUUGCCCACUGAGAGAACUUUAGGCGUGUGCUGGGAUGCGGAGAACGACAACUUUGAGUUUCAAGCAGAAGUUAAAGAACAUCCAACUACUCGACGAGGUUUGUUAUCAGCGACAAGUUCGAUCUAUGAUCCCUUAGGUUUUGCCGCACCAUACAUCCUUUAUGCUAAGACUCUACUCCAGACUGUGUGCAGACGUGGUUCAGACUGGGAUGAAUCCUUGACGAAAGAUGAAAUAGGCACAUGGAAUGAAUGGUUGUCCAACAUGUCAAAUCUACAAGAUGUAAAAGUUCCUCGUUGGGUCAGACUAGAAGAUACAAAGAUAAUUCAGCCGCAUGUGUUCUGCGAUGCUUCGGAGAAAGGCUAUGCUGCUUCAGCUUAUUUUAGAACAAUCUCUCACAACAAUGACAUCGCAGUAAGUUUCAUCAUUGGUAAAGCUAAAGUCAGCCCAUUGAAGAAGGUCUCCAUUCCCCGUCUUGAGCUGCUUGGUGCUGUCUUAGCAGUGCAAUUAGAUGGGAUAUUGAGAAAAGCAAUCUCGCCACAGUUCAAGCUUGGUCAAACGACCUUCUGGAGUGAUUCCAUGAUUGUCUUAUGGUAUAUAAAGAAUGAAGACAAACGAUUCAAAACAUUUGUAGCGAACCGUGUGACAAGAAUCAGAGAAGCAUCGAAUCCUGACCAAUGGCGACAUGUUAGGAGUGAAGAUAACCCGUCCGAUGAAGGAUCGAGAGGCACACUCAAAAUGAACAAGUGGUUGACUGGACCUGAUUUCUUGUCUGAAAGUGAAUCUGAAUGGCCGAACAGUCACACUGUUGAAGUUGACAUCUCAGGUGAUGCAGAGGUGAAACUGUCAGUAUUUACUAACAAGAUAACUGUACAUAAUAACACCAUACUAACUGAACUAACAGCAAGAUACUCAUCUUGGUCGAAAUUGGUCGGAGUCUAUGGUUGGGUGCUACGCUUUGUGAAAAGAAUCAAGACAGGCAAAGCAGAGAAUAAUAGAAAUCUGACUGUAUCUGAACUUAAACACAGUGAGACUGAGAUACUUACUUGGGUACAGAAAACCGAAUUAAAGAACUGGAGAACUGACAAGCGCCUUACAAAGUUGACACCUAUCUUGAUGGGAAACCUCUUAAGAGUAGGAGGGCGUAUAUCACAGGCAAGUGUAGCAGAAGAUGCAAGACAUCCGAUUAUAUUACCAGCCAAGUCAGACGUCGCAAGACUUAUCAUUCAGCAUCAUCACCAGAUAGUAGGGCACAGCGGAUGGGCUGCUACCUUAAACUCCAUACGCGAGCGUUUCUGGCUAAUGACUGGUCGCUCCGCUGUUAGAAGCGCGUUGAGAAACUGUGUUGUAUGCAAACGAUAUCAAGCUAGGCCAGCCCAACAAAUGAUGGCGGACUUACCGGCAGAGAGAAUUACUGAUGGAAAACCUUCCUUUUCCUUUGUAGGCGUCGACUAUUUUGGGCCUAUUGGCGUAAAACAGGGGAGAUGUGUAGUUAAAAGAUACGGCUGUAUAUUCACGUGCUUGGUGAGCCGAGCUGUUCAUAUAGAAUUGGCAAAUAAUCUUGAUACGGACUCCUUCAUUAACGCGUUAAGAAGGUUUAUGUGCCGAAGGGGUCAGCCGGAAAAAAUAUAUAGCGAUAAUGGUUCCAAUUUUCAUGGCGCUGAGCGCGAGUUAAGGGAAGCCAUUAAAUCACUAGACGACAACAAGAUUGAACGAUUCUCUCACUCCAAGAUGGUUGAAUGGCACUUCAGUCCUGCAAAUGCGAGCCACUUCGGAGGUGUUUGGGAACGCCUUAUCAAAUCUAUCAGAAGAAUAAUGCAUGGUGUCCUUAGGCAGCAGACAGUUAAGGAAGAUGUUUUAGUCACAGUGCUGACAGAGGUGGAAUGCAUCUUAAACAACAGACCUUUGACAGACAUGUCUCAAGAUGUAAGAGAUGAGCAGCCGCUCACACCAAACCACCUUCUCCUACUUCAGAAUGGUCCAGAAGCUCCAGUCAAUAAUUCAGACCUCUCCAUGCCUUAUGGAAAGAAGCGCUGGCUGCAGGUGCAGUAUUUGGCCUCAUUGUUCUGGCGACGCUGGAAGAAGGAGUACCUGCCAUUGUUACAAAGGAGAAAUAAGUGGAACACACCGAAGGAGAAUGUUAGAGUAAAUGACAUCGUUCUUUUAGUGGAUGAAACAACACCACGAGGAAAAUGGCCAUUGGGCAGAAUUAUGCAAGUCCAUAAGAACAAAGAUGACCGAGUUCGAAGUGUAGACGUGAAAGUGAAUAACAAUAUCCUGAAACGACCCAUUGUCAAGAUAUGUAUUGUUUAUCGUGCCUCCAUUUCUAAUAAGUAA
Anneissia japonica is the source of this 3363-nucleotide messenger RNA. RefSeq lists its product as uncharacterized. Gene Ontology annotation, molecular function: nucleic acid binding. NCBI's taxonomy places the organism in Eukaryota, Metazoa, Echinodermata, Crinoidea, Comatulida, Comatulidae. The transcript has a single exon. Gene Ontology annotation, biological process: DNA integration. The record is from RefSeq and is a predicted model, not a curated record. The coding region runs from base 1 to 3363 and encodes 1120 amino acids.